UUGGAUGGCUGGAUGGAUGGAGAGAAGGGGGGUGUAUAUAAUUGGGCGCAUGAUGUAAACAUGGAAUGAAAAACCGCAAGGCUGCAUUUCCACUUCCCCGUCGCUCCUGGUCCAUUAUCGGCGUUCAAUAUUACAUGAGGUCCUGACUAACAAAAGCGCGUCUGUCUGGACGGCUGGAGGGGGGGUGCAUUGAGCAUAAGUGAGAAAGGAGGAGACAGAAGAGGAGUUGAGCUUUGUUUCAUCUGAGCUUCAGAAAGGAGGUUUAUUUUUUUGGCUGGACGAGUUGCUCUUUUGUGCUUUUUGGACCCAAGCCUAUUCACUCGCGGGGAUUUCCCCCCUUGUCUUCAACCCAUCUGAUUUAUUUAUCUUGUGGUUGUUUUUUGUUUCGGACUGAAGCAUGAAGCAGGAAUAAACACCCCAAUAUGUUGCAUCCCUGAGGUAGACACGUCCCCAUGGGUGAGGCCCACUGAUCCAAACACCCCAACACGCCCCCCUUUCACCCCUCUCCCCUGCCCUCCUCUGUCACCUCCGAACGCUGCCUCCCGUCUUGACUCAAGCCAUCAUGACUUCUACCAGCAAGCUGCUGGGUUUGGUGGAGGUGGGGCUGAAGUGCGACCAGGAGAUUGAAAGGAGGUACGAGAUUGUGCCCUCGGUGGUCUGCUCCAUGUGCUGCCUCUUUGGAAUCAUCUACUGCUUCUUUGGCUAUCGAUGCUUCAAGGCGGUGUUGUUCCUCACGGGCCUGAUGUUCGGCUCCGUGGUCAUCUUCAUGCUGUGCUACAAGGAGCGGGUGAUGGACACUCAGCUGAGCGUGGAGGCAUCAGUCGGCAUCGGCCUGGGCAUCGGGACCCUGUGCGGCCUGGUGACCAUGCUGGUCCGCAGCGUGGGGCUGUUCAUGGUGGGCCUGCUGCUGGGCCUGCUGGUCGGAGUGGCCUCGCUGGUGGUCAUGGAAGAGUUCUAUCACCCCAAAACAGUGUGGGUUCCUCUGGGCAUCCUCCUGGGCUCCGGGACGUUAUUUGCUGUCCUCACACUUCAGUGGCAGUGCUGCUUUGUCACCUUGUCCACCGCCACGUUUGGCUCUGCCAUCAUCACUGUCACCGUGGAUUACUUCAUAGAGCUGUUCGCCUUGGUCCACUAUGUCUACGAGAGACUCAGGGUGGCGCCAAAGAAGCCAGUGUGCUGGUUUACGUGGGUCAUCUUGGGGGUGUGGCCUGUCCUGGCCCUCCUCGGAGUGCUGAUCCAAUGGAAAGUCACUGCGGAGGGAUUUUCUCACACAGAGGUGGUUUUGAGUCGACAGCAGCGAAGGGUCCAGCUCAUGCGUAUCCGACAGCGUGAAGAGAAGCUAAAAAAGGAGCGGGAGAACAAGAAGAAGAAGAAGCGACAGACCCAGAAAACCGGCCACAAGCAGAAGGCCCAAACUCAUCACCACCACCACCACCACCAGCAAUAUCACCACCCAGCCGCAUCCCACCCGCAUCACCAAACCCAGAACCCCCAGCCGCCUAAACUCCCUCCUCCGCAAACUGAGCCUGGCUACCACCGCAAGGUCAACCCUAAAAGACGCUUCGAUGGAGACGUGCUGUCACCGAGCUACAUCAGGAGCUUCAGGGACAGGCAGACGGACAGACGGGCGUACUCCAACAGUCGAAUGAUGAGCCGCUCCCGGAUGGCCGAGCUAGACUACGACUGCGGCUCUCAGGUGCCCCUCACGGCCCCCAGCUGCCCCCCGGUUCGCAUCUGAGGCAGAGAAAUGUAUAAAUCCACACACACAGUCGCACAAUCACAACAAGGCUGCUUGAAAACACUUUGUCGAAGUUAGGCAUAGAAAACCUGACCUCACCGUGCCAACCUAAUGAACUGCCUAUCCAAACAGGAUGUGUUCCUGAGGUGGCUGGAUUGAGUCCCAGGCUGGUUUGCUCCUCUCAGACCAGGUAAAGACAAACAAGAGCUGAUUGCUGUUGAAAAGUCAAAUCUCUGACAUCAUGAGUUAUUACAAGCUGUAUCUGACUCUUCUGUAUCUGUGAUUAUUUGGAGGACAAAAGCUGGACCAGUUCUGUGGGAAACUGUCUCUUGAACAUUUAAUUAAAUCUUUUUGUGGUUGCUUUAAGCAAUAAGAAGUCAAAUCUAGUGGGAUUGCAUAAAAAACCUUAAAACGCUAACGUCCCUAUUCAUGGUUGUGCCAUUUAAGAUAAAACUGUUGGGUGGCAUUUAAAGAAUCAAGGUAAGAAAGGAUUUCACAGCUCUCAGAAGCAAACGGCAUAAACACAGUCAAUACUAAAACAGAGAGGCAGCUCUUCAUUAUUUUCUCCAAUGAAAGGUCAAACAAGCUGUUCAUGAGCCUGUUAUCUUCACUGACAGUCUGUGAAUCCAGACUUUGCAGCAAAAGUCUUGCUUCAAAACGCAGAGACGACAAAAGACAGUUUUUUAUGCUCCAUUUUCCAAGGAGAAUGUGCUACAUGUCGCCGCUUUCCUCGUGCCCUAGGCUGCCAACUAGACGUGAGCCGGAGAUACCUCCCUUCUUCUUUCUUUCCACUGACAUUGAAGCAACUGUGUGUAAUUCUGUUUGUUGACAUGUCUCCAAGUGCUCUCAUGUUCCCAUAAUUCCCCAAAACAAUCUACAUUUUGAGAGAUCUGUUUAAAAUGCUGUAAAAAACAAUGAACAGUCGUCUGAUACAUGGUCGUCCAGGAAUUUAACCGGCGAUAUGAAAGGGGAUGAAACUCGACAGAGAAAAUUAAAUAUAGUGUGUUUUGUGUGUGUGGACACAUGAGCCCUGUGGCAAGUGAUGGCUUGUACCAAAUAUCAGCCAGGGAUGGGGGGGUUCAUGGUGAUGUAUGUAAAAAUAUAUUCUCUCUUUUUUACUAAAUAUAGUGCCCCAGUUUAAAUGAGAGUCCGUUCGUUUAAAAGAGUUAAAUGAUAAAAACACUGAGGAGGAAAAGGGGAUUUAAAAAGGGGGAUAAUCUCCUGUAAAAGAGACAGAGGGAAAGUGACAGGCAUCUGCAAUGGGCGCCCUCUACUGUUUACUACUGGACCUGCACUCUGCCUGUGUGAAUAUGUUUGUGUGCACAUGCAUUACAUACCUUGAGCGUGUGAGUCGCUUUUACAUUCAGUUGUGUCAACAUUGUUGUUGUGGUGAAAAUGCAGUUUGUGUUUUCAGUACAACAGCACCAUUUUUGUUUUGUUUGAACCUGCGCUGUUGUUCCCCACAAUAAACAAUGUUAUCAAUCCAACUGAGAUUAAAUGUUGCUGUAAAAAUAAAACCACUAAAAUAUCCCAAAAUGCAAAAAAAAGAUUUUUUUAUUUCUGAGGUUUUGAAAAACAAAACAAUUCUACAAAACUUAAAUACUGAAGUACUACCAAAUACUGAGGUGGAACUUGGCGUUAGCAGACUUUGCAGUUUUUUUGUGUGAUGAACUCGGGAGCGGAGGACUUUCACUUUAACCCAUUACUGCAUGAGAAUCUCUGUGUAACUGUUUCCAAUGUGUCAGUGUUUCCGUGUGUCACUGUUGUCACGUAAAAACUUCUGAUUUACAGUUUCCUAUGGUGCACAAAACACUUGCAGCAUUGAUUGUAGAGUGAAACUUGUAGAGGGAGGUUGAUCUGAAGUGAUGUCUAGGAUGCAGGAGUGAGCAUCAUAAUCUGAAUAUUUUCAUUCAUUUUUUUAAAAAGAAAUUUACAUCUUUGGUACAAGAUUAGAAAAAAUUAAAAGGACCAAAGUAUUCAGUCUCAAUGAAAAGAUACAGAGGCUGAGUUCUUAUCAUUCUCCUGCUCUUCCUCCUCGUCUUGCUGCUUCUUCUUCUUUUUCUUCUGCUUCACCACCUCCUCCUCCUCUUCUUCUUCAUUUACACUGUCCAGGUAAUGGGCUUUGAAAAGACAUUUGAAUCAUUUCUUUGUAAUAUGCUGAGCCACCCUCUGUUCUGCUCUAUGUGUCUGUAUGUAAGUGGCUGUUCAGGUGUUAUUCUGGGUUUUGCUUACAUUCCAGUCCCGUGCAGUUGUAACACCAUCACUGUCCUUACCUGGAAACAAAACAUUAAACUUUGACCGCUCUCUUGCUUGUAAAUUGGGGACAAGGUGAAUAAUUAUUCUCCUCUUCUUCCUUUGAUUUGCUUUUAUUCCUAUUAUUCCCUGUGACUGCUUAUCACUUGUGAGUUAACGUUGGGAUGACGCCUUUAUUGUAGAUACUGAAGUGUAAAUAGUUUUUAAAUGUACAAAUGUUUGGUUCUGUUUUCAUGUUUUACACCACGAUCGCUUAUGCCAUGUAAAUGAUCCCGCUGAUUCUUUUUUAAUGGAGUAGACUUGUUUUAUAUUGCGUUCCUACUGUAUGUCCGGUUGGUUUCAUCUGGUUGGGCGGUGGAUGCACUGCUAUCAUUCUCCUCCUGUCUCAUCCAUGUGAUGCUGAAAAUCAACUAUAACAAACUGAGCCUUGACUUUUGAUUAUCAGCAGUUAUUAGAAAUUCAUUAAUUGCGAAAUGAUUAAUAAUGUUCCGACCACCCUGUUUAAAUUUGUAUGGUGUUUAUUAUUAUUAUUAUUAUUAUUAUUGUUAUUGUUACUGCGCAUGAAUUUAUAUGGACCUAAAAUAUGAUAAACAUUGUGAUUCUACAACC
Molecule: messenger RNA, 4600 nt
Organism: Paralichthys olivaceus (Japanese flounder)
Lineage: Eukaryota; Metazoa; Chordata; Actinopteri; Pleuronectiformes; Paralichthyidae
Gene: tmem198aa
Product: transmembrane protein 198aa
Biological process (GO): positive regulation of canonical Wnt signaling pathway
Cellular component (GO): cytoplasmic vesicle; plasma membrane
Source: RefSeq, a predicted model, not a curated record